Eruca vesicaria subsp. sativa (arugula) is the source of this 1320-nucleotide messenger RNA. NCBI's taxonomy places the organism in Eukaryota, Viridiplantae, Streptophyta, Magnoliopsida, Brassicales, Brassicaceae. The record is from the annotation of a GenBank genome assembly.
AUGGCGAUGUAUGUUCUCUACGAAUCAUCCUCCGGCUACGCCUUGUUCGAUGUGCAUGGCCUCGGUGAGAUUGGUCAGAACACUGACGCUGUUCAAAGCUCAGUUUCUGACUUUAGUAGGUUUGGUCAGAUCGUUAAGCUAACUGCUUUUCACCCUUGGCAAACUGCCCUCGAUGCUCAAAACCAAGUCAACGCCAUAUCUGAAGGGUUUAUGAGUGACGAGCUUAGAAGUUUUCUUGAUUUAAAUCUCCCUAAAGUUAAAGAAGGAGAAGAGCCUAAGUUUAGCUUAGGAGUCUCUGACCCAAAACUCGGUUCUUGCAUAUCUGAGGCAACUAAGAUUCAUUGUCAGAGCAAUGAGUUUGUUCACGAGCUUCUUAGAGGUGUUCGUCAGCACUUUGAUAGUUUCAUCAAUGACUUCAAGCCUAAUGGUCUUGAAAAAGCUCAACAUGGAUUAGCUCAAAGCUACAGUAAAGCAAAGGUCAAGUCCAAUGAUAGCCUUGAAGAUCAUAUGGUUAUUCACAGUAUUGGCUUGCUUGAUACAGUUGAUAAAAAAAUCAACACCUUUGGUAUGAGCACAAGAGAAUGGUACUCAUGGCACUUCCCUGAGCUUGUGAAUAUAGUUGAUGACAAUUACAUGUAUGCUCAAGUUUCGAAUAUUAUAGAGGACAAAUCAAAGCUGUCUGAAGAGCAUGUUCCUAUGCUUACUAAAGUCCUUGGUGAUGAAGAUAAAGCAAGAGAGGUCGUCAAGGCUGGACAAAUAUCUAUGGGCCAGGGCUUAGGACCGGUUGAUUUGAUCAAUGUCCAGACCUUUGCUCAGAAACUUAUAGAACUAAUGGAUUACAGAAAGCAGCUAUAUGACUAUCUUGUUGUUAAAAUGAACAACAUUGCUCCAAACUUGGCUGCAUUGAUUGGUGUGAUAUUUGCAGCCAGGUUGAUUUCACAUGCAGGAAGUUUAAGAAAUCUUGCAAUGUACCCAUCUUCAACACUCCAGAUUCUUGGAGCCGAUAAGGCACUUUUAAGGGCGUUGAGAACAGGUGGAAACGGACCAAAGCAUGGUUUGAUAUUCGACUCUUCAUUCAUUAGCCGAGCAUCUGCUAAAAACAAGGGCCGUAUUGCUCGUUAUCUAGCUAACAAGUGUUCUAUUGCUGCCAGGGUUGACUAUUUUGGUGAUAGUAGCGGUUCAGAUUUUGGUGAGAAACUCCGUGAAGAAGUAGAGGAAAGGCUAGAGUCUUAUGUAAUACUGGAAGAGGUUUUGGAUGGUUUUGAGGAGAAUGAUGAAGAGAUAGUUGAUACCUCUGAAGAGGAAAUAGACGAAGAAUAA